AUGGCCACACCAAGCACAAUCAACUCUGAAAAUAGCCUCUACUCGGAAUACCAUCAAAAGUUUCAAUCCACCCCAUUGCCCCAAAAUGAAGAAGAAUGGUUUUCACGAGCAUCGGAAAUUUCCCAAAUCUUUUCCAAGGACGCCGCGCAAAGAGACAUUGACAACAAGUCGCCCCACGAUGAAGUAUCAUUGUUAAAAUCAUCCGGUUUACUCAAACUAUUGGGACCAAAGGAAUAUGGAGGAGGUGGACAGUCCUGGGAUGUAGGGUACAAGGCAAUCAGGGAAGUAGCUAAAGGUGACGGAUCUUUGGGUAUGCUCCUUGGGUAUCAUUUGCUUUGGUCGACGACAGCAAACGUUGUGGGAACAGAUGAGCAGAGAAAUCGAUUGCAAAAGGAGAUAAUUGAGAAUAAUUAUUUCAUUGGAGGUGCCGUCAAUCCGCGAGAUUCCGAUUUAAGCAUUAAAUCUGAUGGUGAUCACAUUAUCUUCAAUGGCCAGAAGCACUUCAACACUGGUGGUGUCGUAUCUGAUAUAUCAAUUCUCGAGGGUGUACUUGAGGGAACUGAAAACCAUAUCUUCGCCGCGGUGCCAACAAGACAGCAGGGCAUUCAAUUUGCUUACAAUUGGAACAACAUUGGGCUAAGACUCACCGAAUCCGGUGGUGUGAAGAUUGAAAAUGUUAGAGUUCCAUGGACAGAUGCUCUGGGUUGGAAUGCCGAAACUAAGGAACCUCUUCCUCAAAUUCUUGGUGUUCCUUUCGCCACUCUUCUCCUUCCUACUAUUCAGUUGAAUUUUGCAAACUUUUAUAUCGGAAUCGCUCUCGGCGCUAUUGAAUCAGCCGCAAAGUAUACAACUACACAAACUCGAGCUUGGCCUUUUGGUGGCGACAAUAAAGAUAGUCCCACAGAAGAAUGGUACAUUCUCGAGAGGUAUGGCACAUUCCAUGCACAUCUUUCAGCAGUCGUAGCUUUAGCAAAUUCCGUAGGUAAAAAGGUGGCAGACAUAUAUGCAAAACAUCAAGAGAAACGUUCAGUAUCUGCAAGGGAGAGAGGAGAAUUGGCCGAGGCAGUUGCGGCCGUGAAGGUUGUUUCGACAGAUAUUGGCUUGAAAGUAACAAGCGGGGUUUUUGAAAUGACUGGGGCAAGAGCAACGAGUAGAAAGGUUGGAUUGGAUCGGUUUUGGCGUGAUAUUAGGACUCAUAGUCUUCAUGAUCCUGUUGCUUAUAAAAAGAGAGAGCUUGGGCGGUGGGCAUUGUUAGGAGAAAUCCCGGAACCGACUUGGUAUACUUAG
Messenger RNA from Sclerotinia borealis F-4128, 1287 nucleotides. NCBI's taxonomy places the organism in Eukaryota, Fungi, Ascomycota, Leotiomycetes, Helotiales, Sclerotiniaceae. The record is from the annotation of a GenBank genome assembly.